This is a messenger RNA of Penicillium waksmanii, 531 nucleotides long. RefSeq names its product putative dUTPase. The transcript has a single exon. The record is from RefSeq and is a predicted model, not a curated record. Lineage: Eukaryota; Fungi; Ascomycota; Eurotiomycetes; Eurotiales; Aspergillaceae. Bases 1 to 531 code for a protein of 176 amino acids.
AUGAUUCUCAGUGGACUGGAAGUUGUGAGCCGCCAAAUAGUGCAUAACAUACGGCACAUUGGCCAGCAGCAACAGCCUUGCGGGAUCGACCUCACUUUACGACGGAUUUCCAAAUGGACCUCGGCGGCUUACAUUGACUUCGAUAAUACAAAGCGUAAGGCGGCGAAAACCUCCAGCGUCGCAUUAGACAUUACAAGCCAAGCAAUCACACUCCAACCAGGCGCUUACUUGAUCGACUUCAACGAAACUGUUCAAAUUCCGCUAAACUGCAUGGCUAGCAUCUUUCCUAGGUCAUCUUUGUGGCGGUCUGGGGUUGGUAUUGCCGCAGGGGUCGUCGAUGCGGGAUAUGAGGGUGCUAUGGGGGCUUUGAUGGAGGUGAAAAAUCCCCAUGGGGUUGUUCUCUGCCAAAAUGCCAAGCUCGCGCAGCUUGUAAUCGAGGAAUUGAAUACAACAGUUGAUGGGUACAGUGGUAUCUAUCAGUCUUCGACAAGUAGCAGUGGGCUCGAUGGCAAGAAACAGCCUGAAGUAUGA